This is a messenger RNA of Oncorhynchus tshawytscha (Chinook salmon), 2025 nucleotides long. RefSeq names its product APC membrane recruitment protein 2-like. Gene Ontology annotation, cellular component: plasma membrane. Gene Ontology annotation, biological process: regulation of canonical Wnt signaling pathway. The record is from RefSeq and is a predicted model, not a curated record. The transcript has 3 exons. Gene Ontology annotation, molecular function: phosphatidylinositol-4,5-bisphosphate binding; beta-catenin binding. The coding region runs from base 1 to 2025 and encodes 674 amino acids. Lineage: Eukaryota; Metazoa; Chordata; Actinopteri; Salmoniformes; Salmonidae.
AUGGAUGUACAGUCGGAGAGUAGCGAACCCUCGCCAUGCGAUCCCCAGCCUCCUGGAAAAAUCAGAAAAGCCUUCAAGCUGUUUGGGAAGCGCAAGCCAGGCAGCAUCUUCUCCAUACGUGGCAAAGGCGAGGGGAACAACAAGUCACCUAUCGCCAGGAGCAAGACAGUGGACGGAUUAAAGGAGUCUGUGGCAGCAGAGUCGGAGCUGGAGAAGGACAAGGAGCCGGAGAAGGAGCAAGAACCAGAGGUGAGUCAGAGAGAGGAGCAGGAACCAGAGGAGGAGCCCCUGGGUGAUGAUGGAAAUCCCCCCAUCCCUUCUGCCGAGCUUCCCUCCAUCACCUCCGCCAAAUCAUUCAGCUUCCUGAUGAAGCUGCAGCGCAGCCGACAAGGAGGAGUAGACCGGAGGUUCCGUACAGAGUCUCAGCCAACAAUACGUCAGCGUCGGGGCUUGAAAGGUCUCUUCGGCAGUAUGGGAUGGAAUCAGCGAGAGGAGGCCAGCGACGAGGCCGAUACCCCUCCGAGCCCUCUCCUCAUGUCGUCCUGUACAAACAGCAUGGAGAUCAUCAAGGAGGACAUGACUUUGACACCCAGACCUGCGCCUCACAGCCUGGAUGUCCCAGAACCUGAGUCUGGACAAGGGUCCCCUGUUUCUUCCAAGAGCCCCACAGUGCAGGAGAGCUCAGCCUCUAUCCCACCAGAGACAACGGCUCUCUCAGCGGCUACAUACAGUGUCACUGGAUCUAAUGAGGAUGUAGCGUCGCCUCUGCCCACCAUUGAACCACCACCGUUGGAUCCUGCUGUGGAUCGUCUGAGGUCGCUGCUUGCAGACAUCUCCUCUCUGAUAAGCUUCGACUCGCUGUCCGGAUGUGGAGACAUCACUGCUGAAGUGGAGGCAGAUGGUAACCUCAUCCCCACCUCCUGCUCCAAUGGUAACCUCAUCCCCACCUCCAGCACCUGUAGUAACAUCAUCCCCACCUCCUGCUCCAGUGGUAACCUCAUCCCCACUUCCACCCCCUGUAGUAACCUCAUCCCCACCUCCUGCUCCAGUGGUAACCUCAUCACCACCUCCUGCUCCAGUAGUAACCUCAUUCCCACCUGCUCCAGUAGUAACCUCAUUCCCACCUGCUCCAGUAGUAACCUCAUCCCCACCUGCUCCAGUAGUAACCUCAUCCAAGCCAUCUCCUCUGACUCAAAGGCUCCCCCUGCCCCUACUCCAACACCAAUCCCUAUGUCUAAGACUCCUCUUUUCCCUACCCCUGCCCCUACCACAACUCCAGUCCCUAUGUCAAAGACAACCCCUGUCUCUGCCCCUGCCCCAGUCCCUUCCUCUAUGCCCUCUCCUGUUCUCACCCCUCUCCCUCUGCAGGAUACACCCCUUGCCUCUGCUCAGGUGAAGGGUUGUGAGCGCAAGGCCUCUCUGAAUAGAGGAGAGGACAUGACGAGUCCAAACGGCAUGGAUGUGCGGGGUGCCUGGAAAAAUUCACCCAAGAGAGAAGAGAAACGUCAUGUUACACAGAAUGAAAUACACAUGGUCCCCCAGGGCCCCCCCACAGAGAAGAAGACGCGCCCAGUGAGGGCAGCAGGGCUCAGUAAGAUCCCUGUCUGUGGUGGAGGCAGGACGGGCAAGUUGCCACUCCAUGAGAGUCAGCCCACUGACCACAAGGGGUGCUGGGACCCACCUAUUACAGGGCUGGAAGAGGGGAGUCAACGCCCCAGCUUACGGCUCGAAGUCAGCAAGGACACAAUUAGUAACUCCUCUGCUGAAGCUGAAGUUGAGGCCAGCCUGUCCCCUGUAAAACAUAGCCCGGAGGAGAGUCGCCAGCUCCGGCAACCCACAGUCUACAGGGGUAUACCACGUGACUCCAAGAUACCUGUCAAGCUGGGAGUCCAGUGCAAUAUCCCUGUCUCCCAAGGAGCUAAGGAGCUCCCGCGCUCCAAGAUACCUUUGUCCAAGGUUCCUGUCCGCAGGAUCGGCAAUAAGCUCACAGCCACCACAGCUGCCAGCACUCAAAUCAGAAAAUAA